Messenger RNA from Schizosaccharomyces osmophilus, 912 nucleotides. It is a transcript of the gene cdc16, whose product is annotated as two-component GAP Cdc16. Bases 1 to 912 code for a protein of 303 amino acids. The record is from RefSeq and is a predicted model, not a curated record. The transcript is spliced from 4 exons. Gene Ontology annotation, cellular component: mitotic spindle pole body. Gene Ontology annotation, biological process: activation of GTPase activity; negative regulation of septation initiation signaling. Lineage: Eukaryota; Fungi; Ascomycota; Schizosaccharomycetes; Schizosaccharomycetales; Schizosaccharomycetaceae. Gene Ontology annotation, molecular function: GTPase activator activity.
AUGCCUGCUAUAGAUACAAAACGUCUUUUGCGUUUGUUGCCGAAAUCGAAAGAAGAACACUCAGAAUGUGUCUCCCGACUACGAUAUGAGGUGAUGUUAGACAAAAUAGAAUCCGACGCAGAUGGAAAUUCUCAUGUACGUCCAUACAUUUGGAGCAUCUUGUUAAACUCUCCCCCUCGUAGUGCUGAUGAGUACAUACACUACGUUCGUCAGGGCCCUUCUCCCAUGGCUCAGAAAAUACAAAAUGAUGUCUCUAGAACCUUAGUUGUUGAAGCAAGGUUCCACUCCCGCGUAUCCCAAUCUUCCCUAUCCCGUAUAUUGAAUGCCUAUGUUUGGAAGCGAGGCGCCAUCUACGUCCAAGGAAUGAACGUACUCGCUUCUCCUUUUUUGUACGUUUGCAAAAGCGAAAGCCAAGCAUUUCACCAUUUGGAUCGGCUCUUACAGCGUGAGUGCCCUCAAUACGUUUUGCCCAAUAUUGAUGGAGUUCAUAGAGGAGCCAAGCUUCUUGAUAAAUGCCUCGAAACGGUUGACUAUCCUCUUUACUCUCAUCUUUUUUCUAAAGGCUUAACUGCCAAACUAUAUGCUUUACCUUCCAUUCUUACUUUGAGCGCAUGCACUGCACCUCUUACAGAAGCGCUAGCAAUUUGGGACUUUUUGUUUGCUUACGGAACCCAUCUUAAUAUUCUAUGUGUUAUUGCACAAUUACUUCUUUUUCGCGACCAACUGAUCAAUCAUUCAAGCCCAAUGCAUCUUUUACGUACUUUUCCUGAAUUAGACGCUGAAAAGAUAACGGGACUUACUGUUGUCCUUAUAACUAAAAUACCGCAGGAACUUUAUAAUCUAUUAGCGCGCCAUUCCUGGGAUCCGGAAGCAGGGAUAGUAAUCGAUCGUUUAGAACCAAAUCGGCAUUAG